AGCGUUGAGUUCCGGGCAUCGUGGCCUGAAGAGGACCGCUUUGUAUACCUCGACUCCACCUUGUAUUUACUCCCUCGGAUCUCUCCCUCCCUGCACCGACCUUCGACCUUCUCCAACCCUCUCACAGGCUCCAAUUUACUCUCGAAUUUCAAAACCUCCCCUCCUUUCCGAUUCCAUUCGCCAUGGCUCAAAUCCGUGGCACCGCGGGCUACAACCUCGGCCACCAGAACCCGUUCGGCGGACCCGGCAGCGCAGAUGCUACCAACGACCCUAGCCCGCUCGAUGCGAUCCGCGAGCAGACUAGCAAGAUUGAAGACUGGUUGGAUUCAUUGGCAGACCCCGUCAAGCCGUACCUCCCUGCGAUCGGCCGGUUCCUGAUUGUGGUUACGUUUAUCGAGGACUCGCUACGUAUUCUUACACAAUGGGGCGACCAGCUAACCUACCUUCGUGACUUCCGCAAGAUUCCCUGGGGAAUUACGCACAUGUUCCUCAUCACCAAUGUCAUCGCCAUGUCCGUCUGUUCGGUCCUAGUCAUCGCCCGCAAGCGCACCGAGUACGCCGUGGCCGGUUUGUUGGCCGUGGUUAUCACCCAAGGACUGGGAUACGGCCUCAUCUUCGACCUAAACUUCUUCCUACGCAACCUCAGUGUCGUCGGCGGUCUGCUGAUGGUGCUGUCGGACUCAUGGGUGCGCAAGAAGUUCGUGCCCGCCGGCCUGCCCCAACUCGACGAAAAGGACCGCAAGAUGUAUGUGCAGUUCGCUGGGCGUGUGCUACUGAUCUUCCUGUUCAUCGGAUUCGUCUUCUCCGGUCAGUGGAGCUUCUGGCGCGUCCUGGUUAGCUUGUUCGGUCUAGUCGCCUGCGUGAUGGUCAUUGUCGGCUUCAAGGCCAAGUGGAGCGCCAUUAUUUUGGUGGUGUUGCUGAGCGUUUUCAAUGUGCUGGUCAACAACUUCUGGACGCUGCACCCCCACCACCCACACAAGGACUUUGCCAAGUACGACUUUUUCCAAAUCUUGUCAAUUGUUGGUGGUCUCCUUCUCUUAGUCAACAUGGGCCCCGGUCAGUUGAGCAUGGACGAGAAGAAGAAGGUCUACUAGUGUGGAGUAGAGAAAGACACUUAUACCGCUCUCUAUAUAUCCCACGGGCUGUUACAUCCCGCAAUUAGUGGAGAUUUGGAAAGAUCAGAUAUGGAAGAUGUCAAAAAAAGCUGGCUCUCAUCUUACCUCCCAGUCUUGCCCGCAAAGCAAACUACACGCACCACCUCUGCAAAACCCGCGCGAGGAGGUUAGUCGAUCACUCUUGUACUGCAAUCUUUCCUUUGCCAUUCGGAUUUGCCUAGAGCCCCCCAUCAAAGUCACAUCUCUCUCCCACAGUUCUGCAUGACUUGUCUCUCUGAUUUUCUCUCUUUUUCCUUGUGUUGCCAGUUUCCUCCUCAUACCACUAGGGACUGGAUCAAAUUGGUGUUCCAUCAUGCUCCCCGCCAUAUUCUUUUCUUCCGGGCCGUUCUGCAUUUUUCCUUUAUUUUCCCCCCGCAAAAAGAAUAUGUCCCUUGCAUGCGAUGGUUACAAGUCAUCGUCAUGGACUACUGCCGAAUCUAUCAUGAAUGAUAAGUUGCAUUGAAGUCAUGAGUUUAUUUAUUCUUCUGAGCUCUGUCGAGCUGCGUAUGAUUAUUAGGCGCGCCUCUGUAUUAGGGCUCCGCUGGGUAAAGACGCCUACCCACUUGUUCUAUUUACGUGUUACGGCUCGUGCCCAGGCAUACUAGCUGCAUAGGCCGAAUGACUCAAUAUGACGGAGCUUAUGGGUUGUCCUAUUACGCAGCGCAUAUCACGUUGGGGGGCGACGAAGCCCUGACACAUGAUUUCGAGUAUUCUGGAAAAUUUCGGCAAUCAAUGAUCUACUUAUUC
Molecule: messenger RNA, 1901 nt
Organism: Penicillium brasilianum
Lineage: Eukaryota; Fungi; Ascomycota; Eurotiomycetes; Eurotiales; Aspergillaceae
Source: the annotation of a GenBank genome assembly